Molecule: messenger RNA, 423 nt
Organism: Gongylonema pulchrum
Lineage: Eukaryota; Metazoa; Nematoda; Chromadorea; Rhabditida; Gongylonematidae
Source: the annotation of a GenBank genome assembly
AUGGAAGAUGGUGCAAUUGGAAAGUUUAAUUCCCCGCAGCAAUUAAUGAGACUUCUCGAGACUGAUCUUAGUACCAAAGCGCAAUGGGCCGCACUUGCACUGAAGAUGGGACGUCUCGAAGAAGCAACGACCGUGAUGGCAGAAGUGAUCCGAGAAAAGAAGCAUCUGACAGUCAAUGAGCGCUUCGUGUUCGCUUUAGCAUAUCAGGAACGAGCUAAAGAAUGUCGUGAAACGUGUCACUGUAUCGAAAAACGACGUCGUGUAGAACACCAGGAAUGCGAACGAGCAAUGACAAUUGUACACGAAAGCGUCGAAUACGAACUGAGCGAUAUGCUGCAUGAACUUUGCGUACUUCUUUCUCGCGCAACUUUUUAUGAUAUAAUCAUUUUUCUUAUUUGUUUUUGGGGAAAAACCUUGCUGUGA